Messenger RNA from Gongylonema pulchrum, 225 nucleotides. NCBI's taxonomy places the organism in Eukaryota, Metazoa, Nematoda, Chromadorea, Rhabditida, Gongylonematidae. The record is from the annotation of a GenBank genome assembly.
AUGUGCUACAAUGAGAAUGAAUGCAAUCCGGAAACUGGAGAAUGCGAAUGUGUUGGUUUCACUGGAGAACACUGUGAUGAACCCUGCCCGCGGGGCACAUUUGGCAAAGGGUGCGCAGAAAAGUGUGAUUGCGAGCAAGAGGCCUACUGCCAUCCGACUAAUGGCACGUGCAUUUGCCCUGAGGGCUUCAAAGGAGAACACUGCGAUCAGAAGAGUAAGUCCUAG